This is a messenger RNA of Electrophorus electricus (electric eel), 2759 nucleotides long. It is a transcript of the gene krit1, whose product is annotated as KRIT1 ankyrin repeat containing. Gene Ontology annotation, cellular component: plasma membrane; cytoskeleton. The record is from RefSeq and is a predicted model, not a curated record. Gene Ontology annotation, molecular function: protein binding. Lineage: Eukaryota; Metazoa; Chordata; Actinopteri; Gymnotiformes; Gymnotidae. Gene Ontology annotation, biological process: regulation of establishment of cell polarity; cell redox homeostasis; negative regulation of angiogenesis.
UACCGUCUUGACAACAUCUUGUAACGCCAUCCUCUGGAGAAUACUGCGACCGGAAGUUGAAAGAAUUGAAAGCUCAUCUGAACUAGGUAGUUAGUUAGCUAGUUGUCUAGAUAGCUAGCUAACUCAUAAAUAUGAGAGCACAACUGUCCAGUUGUACUGCGAUAAAACUGGCGACCUAACUAGCUAUCCAGCUAGUUAUACAAAGCAUGGUGUUAAGACAGUCACCUUUACUAGAAACUGAAAAGCUCCGUGAUGGGCAAUCAAGACUUCGAAGAUGUAUUUGUGGCUGUUAUUCGUCCAAAGAACUCCGUGAGCCUAAGCUCUAAGGAGUACCGCGCUAAAGCAUACGAGAUUCUGUUGAUCGAAGUUCCACUUGAGGGUAAGGAGAAGAAAAGGAAGAAGGUUCUCUUAGGGACCAAAAUUCAUGCAGACAGUGACAAAACGAAGUCAGUUCUUGAAUAUGUAGAUGAAGCAACUAAGCCCAUAUCAAAUAAUCAGGGUAUCAUAGGGAAGCGUGUGGUACACAUGAAGAAGUUUCCUCUAGAUGGGGAGAAUGAGGGGAAAGAGGCCUCUCUAUUUAUUGUGCCAAUUAAUGUUAAAGACAACAGCAAAUCUGUCUAUCACCCUGGGAGUCCCAGUUUUUACUGCCUGCAAGACAUCAUGCGAGUGUGCAGUGAAACUAGUGCUCACUUCUCCUCAAUUACCUCGAAGAUGCUGCUCGGCCUAGACAAAUGGUUAGCGGAGCAACACAGUGUGCCACAUGCCAUUCCCGCGCUCUUCAGACCUGCUCCCAUAGAGCGUGUCAAGACCAACGUGAACAACCCAGCCUAUGGCAUGGAGGGGAAGCCAAGCGAUGGGCCAAUGCACAUGGGCUACACUGCUCUGGAGAUCAAGAGCAAGAUGAUGUCUCUGGAGAAGGCCGACAUGUGCAUUGAGAAUCCGCUCUAUGGCUCAGACCUGCAAUACACCAACCGGGUGGAUAAAGUCAUCAUUAAUCCAUACUUUGGCUUGGGAGCACCAGACUAUUCCAAGAUCCAGAUUCCAAAAAGAGAGAAAUGGCAACAUAGCAUGACCAGUGUCACAGAGGACAAGGAGCGCCAGUGGGUGGAUGACUUCCCAUUGCACCGGAGUGCCUGUGAGGGAGACACAGAGCUUCUUUCCAAGCUGCUGGACAGCGGCUUCUCUGUCAAACAGCUGGACAGUGACCACUGGGCCCCCAUUCAUUAUGCAUGCUGGCAUGGGAAAGUGGAGGCCACCAAGCUCUUGCUGGAGAAAGGCAGCUGCAACCCCAACCUGCUGAACGGGCAGCUCAGUUCCCCCCUACACUUUGCAGCUGGUGGUGGUCACUCCGAGAUCGUGCAACUCCUGCUGCAGCAUUCGGAGAUAGACAGACACAUUGAGGACCAGCAGAAACGCUCACCCCUUCAAGUCUGUGAGGAGAACAAACAGAACAACUGGGAGGAGACUGUGAAACUCCUCAAACAGGCCAACAACCAACCAUACGAGAAGGUCCGGAUCUACCGCAUGGAUGGCUCUUACCGCUCAGUAGAGCUGAAGCACGGCAACAACACCACGGUGCAGCAGAUCAUGGAGGGCAUGCGCCUGUCCCAGGACACCCAGCAGUAUUUCACCAUUUGGAUCUGUUCUGAGAACCUCAGUCUGCAGCUGAAGCCGUACCACAAGCCCUUACAGCACCUGCGCAUUUGGCCUGAGAUCGUUACUGAUUUGACGGCGCUGGACCCCCAGAGGGAAAACGCCCAGCUCUUCCUCCGCAGGGAUGUCCGCCUGCCCCUGGACAUUGAGAAAAAGGUGGAAGACCCACUGUCAAUCCUUAUCCUCUUUGAUGAAGCACGCCACUUCCUCCUGAAGGGCUUCUUCUCCUCACCGGACAGCAAGCUCAUCACCCUGGCCAGCCUCCUCCUGCAGAUCAUCUACGGCAACUACGACAGCAAGAAACACAAGCAAGGUUUUCUAAAUGAGGAAAACCUGAAAUCCAUAGUUCCCAUAUCCAAAGUGAAGAGUAAAGCACACCAUUGGACCAACAGGAUACUUCAUGAGUAUAAGAGCCUGAGCACCAGUGAGGGAGUCAGUAAGGAGAUGCAUCACCUGCAGAGACUCUUCCUGCAGAACUGCUGGGACAUUCCCACAUAUGGCGCUGCCUUCUUUACUGGCCAGGUGUUCACCAAGGCCAGCUCCAGCACCCACAAGGUCAUCCGUGUCUAUGUGGGGGUCAACACCAAAGGCCUACACCUCAUGAACAUGGAAACAAAAGUGCUCCACCUCAGCCUCGCGUAUGGAACCUUUAUCUGGCAGCUUGGACAGGCUGACCAGUAUGUCCAAAUCCACAGCCUCGAGAACAAGAAGAACUUUGUGGUGCAUACAAAACAGGCGGGCCUUAUCGUGAAGCUGCUGAUGAAACUGAGUGGCCAGAUGACUCUGAAUGACAGAGCUCCGUCUGACAAAUAUGCAUACGGCUAAGCAAUCACCCUUUGUUCUUGCCUAGCUUUUGUAAAGCAAAUUGUCUUGGUGUUUGAUGAGAGAAUUGUUUUUUUCUAAAAUGAUGUUUUUUUCUAAAAUGAUAAACUUUUGUAUAGCACCUUGAAAGUUAAUCUAUUUUUGACCAUGUAGUUAUGACAUUUUCAUACUGUAUAUGAUAUUCUGUUUUUAAAACAUUUUUGUAUUUUCAUUGAAUUUUUCACUGUUUCAUGUAAAUAUUCCUAUUUAAUGGUUGCAUUUUAAUAAAAGGAUAAUAUAUCACA